Molecule: messenger RNA, 390 nt
Organism: Abrus precatorius (Indian licorice)
Lineage: Eukaryota; Viridiplantae; Streptophyta; Magnoliopsida; Fabales; Fabaceae
Exons: 2
Coding region: 1-390 (129 amino acids)
Source: RefSeq, a predicted model, not a curated record
AUGGCACUAUUUGAGGCUCUAUAUGAAAAAAGGUGUAGAAUCCCUAUCUGUUAUGAUCAUGUAUUCCUGAGAGUGUCACACACUAUACGUGUGGGGCGAGCAUUAAGGGCCAAGAAGUUAACGCCUAAGUUCAUAGGAUCGUAUCAAAUAUUACAUCAUAGAGGACCUGUAGAUUAUGAAUUAGCAUUAUCACCUCAGUUAUCAGGACUGCAUAAUAUUUUUCAUGUGUCGCAGCUGAGGAAGUAUGUUCCUGAUCCGUCUCAUGUAAUCAAGCCUGAUGCUGUGGAGAUACGAGAUGAUUUGUUAGUGGAGGUCCCAGCUACUUGUCUUGAGGACACUAAAGUUAAGGAGCUUAGAGGCAAGUUUAUUCAAUUAGUAAAGGUUGUUUAG